Leptosomus discolor (cuckoo roller) is the source of this 393-nucleotide messenger RNA. Lineage: Eukaryota; Metazoa; Chordata; Aves; Leptosomiformes; Leptosomidae. The record is from RefSeq and is a predicted model, not a curated record.
AUCCGCUGGAAGUACAUGAUCGUGGACGAGGGCCACAGGAUGAAGAACCACCACUGCAAGCUCACCCAGGUCCUCAACACGCACUACGUGGCUCCGCGCCGUUUGCUCCUGACGGGAACCCCCCUGCAGAACAAGCUCCCAGAGCUGUGGGCGCUGCUUAACUUCCUCCUGCCCACCAUCUUCAAGAGCUGCAGCACCUUCGAGCAGUGGUUCAACGCGCCCUUCGCCAUGACGGGGGAGAAGAAACCCUCAGAUCGGGGCGCUCGCGGCACAGAGGCUUCGGGUGUUCCGGUGCGGAGCGAAGCGUCGCCGCGCUCGACCCCUGCCCCGGGGGGGUCUCCGCGGAGGGGAACUUCCCCUGCGGUAACGGUUCCCUUUGGCGCCGCAGGCUGA